Molecule: messenger RNA, 2516 nt
Organism: Nilaparvata lugens (brown planthopper)
Lineage: Eukaryota; Metazoa; Arthropoda; Insecta; Hemiptera; Delphacidae
Product: sodium-dependent proline transporter
Exons: 15
Coding region: 1-2055 (684 amino acids)
Biological process (GO): sodium ion transmembrane transport
Cellular component (GO): membrane
Molecular function (GO): glycine transmembrane transporter activity
Source: RefSeq, a predicted model, not a curated record
AUGAAUAGUGGAAAGAUUACACAGACCCGCGGGCGGCUCGGCGCGCUACCCGUCUCCUCCGCGGGCGGAGGCGGCGGAGGGGCGGCAGCCAGAGGUGGUUCGCUCCGCGGCGACCGCGACCGAAGCGGCGCCAGCGACCGCCUCCACCAGAGACGGUUCAGCGCCCACGUGGGGGCGUCGCGACGCGAGUCGACGCUUGAACGCAGCAUUGACGCGGCGAUCAGACGUCCGUCGCUGGCGGCUGUGGCUGAACGCGGAUCGUGGGGGUCCCGCUGGGAGUUCCUGCUUUCUUGUGUCGGACUGUCAGUCGGAAUCGGAAAUGUAUGGCGGUUUCCGUACCUCGCUUACCAGAAUGGUGGAGGCGCCUUCCUCGUGCCCUACCUUAUAAUGCUGGCGUUGGCUGGGAAGCCAAUGUACUUUCUGGAGCUCGCUAUUGGCCAGUUCGCAGGAGUGGGGCCAAUAGCACUCUGGAAUUGCUGUCCAAUAGCAAAAGGAGUGGGGUGUGCGAUGGUAAUGGUGUCUAUAAUGGUGUGCAUCUACUACAAUGUGAUAAUGUCCUACACGGUGCACUACAUGGUGUCAUCAUUCGCGUCCGAAGUGCCUUGGAGCAAAUGUGACCCGGCCUGGGCUGACAUGGCUACCUGCUAUGUUAGAGGUGACACCAACACCCUCGGACAUUUGAAUAGCUCACUAACGAAUACGACAAAUAACGCCACAAUAAUAGUUGAUCAUAGCAAUAAAGAAACAGCAAGUCUACAGUAUUGGGAGAGACACGUUCUACACCUAUCUGAUGGAAUAGAGCAUCUGGGACCUAUCAAAUGGGAUUUGGCUCUUUGUCUAUUAGCCUGUUGGAUUGUAGUCGUUCUGUGUCUAAUCAAAGGCAUCAAAACAUCCGGCAAGGUUGUCUACUUCGCUGCCACAUUCCCCUACAUAAUCCUUUUCACAUUAUUGAUAACUGGAUUGAUGCAAGAGGGCGCUAUGACAGGAGUUCUCUACUUCAUAACACCGACGUGGAAAAAGCUACUUGACAUACAGGUUUGGCAAGCGGCAGCCAGUCAGAUGUUCUUCUCAUUGAGUGUAUCAAUGGGAGGACUGAUCAUGUACAGCAGCUACAAUGAUUUCCGCAACAAUGUUUAUAGAGACGCACUUGUGGUGAGUAUCAUGGACACCAUAACCAGCAUAAUCUCGGGCGUGGUGACCUUCUCCAUCCUGGGCGCCAUGGCACAUGACCUCAAGGUGCCCAUCAACCACGUGGUGAAGGAGGGUCCAGGCCUUGCCUUUGUGGCCUACCCUGAGGCACUACUGAGGCUCCCGUUCCCUCAGCUGUGGUCCGUCCUAUUCUUCCUCAUGCUUUUCAUACUCGGGCUGGAUAGUGAGUUCGCAUUAUUGGAGAACGUCCUAACAAGUAUAUCCGAUGAAUUUACGGGUUUGAGAAACCAUAAAUUGAUAUUCUGCAUCAGCACAGCGGUUAUAUGUUACCUAAUUGGUCUUACAUGUGUGACACACGGAGGUAACUAUGUUUUAACAUUGAUGGAUAACUACGGAGGUGGACGAGCCGUAUUAUUCAUUGCUAUAUUCGAGUGUAUAGCAUUAAGCUGGAUUUAUGGAAUCAAACGGUUAUGUGAAGACUUACGCUACAUGCUUGGAUUCAUCCCGAAUUUCUAUUGGAGGAUAACAUGGUGUUUCUUCGCCCCUGUCAUCCUAUCAGUAAUUUUCAUCUACUCGCUAAUCGACUACAAGCCUCUGCACUACGAGAACUACGACUACCCAGACUGGGCUGAUGGCAUAGGCUGGGUAUUGGCCGGCCUCUCAACCCUACAGAUCCCAGUGUGGGCCAUUGCCAUUGUGCUGCGUCAGAAAGGCCCCACAUUCAAAGAGAAAUUCUGCCAAGCAUUGAAAUCGAACAGCGACUGGGGCCCAAGUGAUGCCGAUUUGAAGGAAGAGUGGAGCGCCAUCAAAAAAGAAUCUGAAAUAAGAGCCAUGAAGUCAUCGUCUCAUCAAAAUGGAAUGACGUUCAAAUCAUCACUGAAAUCGCACAGCCAGCCGUCAGUCUAGUCAUACAACAGCAAUAUAAGAAUAGUCUGAUUUAUUAAGAGUGUUUUAAUGUUGCCAAUCAGUGUGCCGAGAUUAGAAAGAAUAACUUAGACUCAGAAAUAAUAAACAAAGGACAUUGGUGAACUGUAAAUAUUAUAGAAACUUGGGUAAUGGGUAGCUCUGAAAGUAUAUGAAUCACUAUUGUUCUCGUCAGUAUUGUAGAAAUUGAGGUAUUAUUCAUGAUGCAAAUCUAUUAAUUUGGGAAUUAAUCACGCUGGCAAGUGGUGAAUUAGUUGGAGAAGUCAACGAUUACAUACAGUAGUUUUUAAUAUGGUAUUCUAUUUUCAUUAAGAAACUAUUCCAAUCCAUAUUGAGGUGAAAAAUAUAUAUUUUAAUGAUAUGACAAACAAGGCGCUUCUGAAAUCUCAAUGAAUGAUUAAAAUAGUUAUUUGUGCAACUAGUGCGCAAAGUGACAGUUUGCU